This is a messenger RNA of Impatiens glandulifera, 891 nucleotides long. RefSeq names its product protein FAR1-RELATED SEQUENCE 5-like. NCBI's taxonomy places the organism in Eukaryota, Viridiplantae, Streptophyta, Magnoliopsida, Ericales, Balsaminaceae. Gene Ontology annotation, biological process: regulation of DNA-templated transcription. Gene Ontology annotation, molecular function: zinc ion binding. The record is from RefSeq and is a predicted model, not a curated record. The transcript has a single exon. Bases 1 to 891 code for a protein of 296 amino acids.
AUGAAUGCUUUUUUUGACGACUUUGUUCAUUCAAAAACCUCCCUCAAACAGUUUGUUGAGCAAUAUGACAAGGCGUUGAAGAGAAACAUCGAGAAAGAAAUGAAACUGGAUUUUCAGUCAUAUAAUUCAAGCUUGUCAGUUGUUUGUGGCUAUCCCUUGGAACGACAAUUUCAUAGUUUGUACACUAACGACAUUUUGAGGAUAUUCCAUAACGAAGUGGCUGGGAUGUUGUAUUGCGAAAUCCAAAAUAUUCAACAAGAAGGUCCAACUCAUGUUUUUGAUGUAUUAGAGAACAUUCUGGGAAGUGCAGGAGAAACCUUGAGGGACGUUUGGUUGAAAGUACACUACAACGCGAUGGGGAAUUUUGUACAAUGUCAAUGUAAGAUGUUUGAGUUUAGGGGAAUUUUGUGCAGACAUAUUCUUAUGGUGUAUAGAAGAAUGAAAGUGGAUCAAGUGCCUGAGAGAUAUAUCUUGGACCGUUGGCGCAAAGAUUUGAAACGAGGUUAUCAAAACAUCACCAAUAUUUAUGAUUCUUAUGUGUCUGAAAGUCAAAGAAAAAGGUAUAACAGUCUAACUCCAAUGAUGCAUUUGUUCCAACAACUUGCAUCACAAUCUGAAGAUAAGACCUCAGUUGCGUCUAGACUUUUGGAAGACAUGAUUCAAAAGUUGAUGUUGGAUUUUGAUAAUGCAUCUACAAGUUCCACACCAGCAACUACUCCUCCAACCGAGAAAGUGAUUCACUCUCCGGUUAGAGUGAGGGCUCGAGGUAGGCCACCAACGAAACGAAAAUUAUCUGUCGUAGAAAAAGUAAUUAACAGGUCCAAACAUUCAACAAAGGUUAGUUUUACCUCUUUGACUCGUUAUAUUGUGUUAGUUGAUUUGUUAUAUUGA